AUGCAGCCUCCCCGGAGAAGAAGGUGUGUCCGUGUCCGGCCAUCAGCUCCGGAGAAAGAAUCAAAGCAUUUUAUGAAAGCCAUACUUCCCUCACCAAUUCAUUCCAAACAAGUUAGAAUUCCAGAUGAGUUUAUAACAAGAUUUGGGAAUGAACUCAACAAUGUUGCUACUAUUACUGUUCCGGAUGGUCUUGUUUGGGAAAUGGAACUCAAGAAAUGCGGCAACAACGAAGUCUACUUUUGCAACAAAUGGCAAGAGUUUGCAGAAUACUAUGGUAUAAGAUAUGGUUGCUACCUGUGUUUCAAAUAUGAAGGGAAUUCAAAGUUUAGUGUUAUUAUAUUUGAUACAACUUCUGUUGAGAUUUCCUAUCCAAUCAAACCAGACACAAAGGGUUCUAGUCCUAAGAAAAGAUUCAUGGUUGAAAAAAGUGAGAAUGAUGCUAAACAGGUCAAAAUCAUGUCUAGUUCUGAUUCUAAGAGAGAGAAUGCUGCCAAUGAAUUCAACCCAGACAAACCUUAUUUUCGUACCAAAAUUGCUAAGGGCCAAUAUGCGUAUGUUACUCCUAAAUUUGCUAGAAAGUAUCUGAAGCCAAAUGUUCCUAUCAAGCUUCAAAAUUCUAAUGGAGAUCAGUGGGAAGUUUCUUGUGUAUUCUAUAAUGCCUUCGAAUCAGCAAUGCGAAUGGUGAGGGGAUUCAUUAAAUUCAGAAGGGACAACAAUCUGUCAGAAGGUGAUAUUUGUGUGUUUGAGCUGAUUAAUGAGAAGCCGGUUGUGCUAAAAGUCACAAUGUUUCGCGCGCCUCCCAGGAGAAGAAGGUGUCUCCUGCCAUCAGCUCCGAAGAAGGAAUCAAACCAUUUUAUCAAAGCCAUACUUCCUUCACCCAUUCAUUCCAAACAACUUAGAAUUCCGGAUGAGUUUAUAUCAAGAUUUGGGAAUGAACUCAAGGAUGUUGCCACGAUUAAUGUUCCGGAUGGCCGUGUUUGGGAAAUGGAACUCAAGAAAUGCGGCAACCAAGUCUACUUUUCCAACAAAUGGCAAGAGUUUGCAGAAUACUAUUGUAUAGGUUAUGGUUGUUACUUGUGUUUCAAAUAUGAAGGGAAUUCAAAGUUUAGUGUUAUUAUAUUUGAUAUUACUUCUGUUGAGAUUCCAUAUCCAUUCAAAACAAACACAAAAUAUUUUAGUCCAAACAAAAGUUUUAAGGUUAAAACAAGUGAGAAUCAUGGGGAAAAUGUCAAAAGCAUUUCUAACCCUGCUUCUAAGAGAGCACAGGAUGCUGCCAAUGAAUUCAAUCCAAUCAACCCUUAUUUUCGUACCAAAAUCAAUACGGGGAAAAAUGCGUAUGUUAGUGCUGAUUUUGCCCGAAAGUAUCUAAAGUCAAAUGUUCCUAUAGAGCUCCAAAAUUCUCUUGGAGAGCAGUGGGAAGUUUUUGCUGUAACGCAUGAUUCCAGAUCAUUGUCAACAAUGCAAAUAACUAGAGGAUUUCCCAAAUUUCAAAGGGACAAUAAUCUAUCAGAGGGAGAUAUUUGUGUAUUUGAGCUGAUCAAGUUAAAGCCGAAUGUGCUAAAAGUUUCAAUGUUUCGCGCAAUUGACUAUGGUUAUUAACAACUUCUGUAUGCUCUCAAAUGUGAUGGAUGAGGCAUGAUGUUGCAGGCUAUAUGUAGUUUUGACACCAAAUAGUAAUAGUCAAUUGUGUAUUAUGCAUUCUACGAGAUCAUCAAGCAAUGUUGAAGUUUAGAACCCUACUAGAAGGUUGAGGAAUUAUUGGACUAGGAUUGUCUUCAAACUUUUAUGACAGUUAGAAAAACAGGUUGGCUAGACAGGUUGAGAAAUAUUAUAUUUUUCAUGUUGCUUGCUGUUACUAAUGCCUGAUGAAAUGCAAUGAAUGUUGAGUAUGUU
Messenger RNA from Vicia villosa (hairy vetch), 1893 nucleotides. Its product is annotated as putative B3 domain-containing protein Os03g0621600. The coding region runs from base 1 to 1599 and encodes 532 amino acids. NCBI's taxonomy places the organism in Eukaryota, Viridiplantae, Streptophyta, Magnoliopsida, Fabales, Fabaceae. The record is from RefSeq and is a predicted model, not a curated record. The transcript is spliced from 6 exons. Gene Ontology annotation, molecular function: DNA binding.